UGCCAACAUGUACCUCUACAUGUUCUUUGGUGGCCUCUUGGAGUUGCCCUCCUACAUUCUCUUGUGGCCUCUCGUCUCCUUCUUGGGCCGCAAAUGGUCCUUCAUUUCCCUCUUCGUGGCGUGUGGGGCUGCCAUCGUCAUCAUCCCAAUCCUGGAUGAGUUCGCUCCUACAGCUCCGGUAAGUGCCAAGGUGGCGUUUUCUCUCCUUGGCAAGAUGGCCAUCAACAUGGCAUUCCAGCUGGCCUACCUGUACACGGGCGAAUUGUAUCACACAUCACACCGUUCCUUCUACAUCAGUUUGGGUGCCAUUUUUUCGGCUGCAGGCGGUGCAGUGUCGCCUUACAUCAAUGACCUCUUGGUCAACAUAGCUACAUGGGCGCCCCCCGUGACUUUUGCAGCGAUGUCCUUCCUGGCGGGGGCGUUAAGUCUCACUUUACCGGAAACGAAGGACGAGGAACUUCCGGAAAACGUUGGCGACGUUGAAACGUCCGCUUCUGCGUCCCAUCCGAAAAGAGAGCCGUCAUAGGGAAUAAUCGUUUGUACAAGAGUGCUUUGUGUUAUGUGUGAUGACGAUGAUGAUGUUGAUGAUGAAUGUACUUAGGUGUAAUGCGUUAUUUUCAUUUGACGCGUCUCUGAUCGCUUGACGCCCGCGGAAGGGACGGGAGAUCUUUGUCAGCAACUGGAUGGUUGUCGUUGUUUUAUUUGCUUCGAAAGAGAGGAAGGUGGCAUUUCAGGUCUGUAGUAAUAUUGAUCAGAUAUUAAGGAGGUUAGUGUUUUCACUUAUGCUGUUAAGUCUUUCGUUAGCCAAGUUUUUGUUGAAUUUCCGUUUUGUUUGUUUUCAGUAUCAUCCAUUACUAGUAGUGUUGUAUAGCAGAAAACUUUUUAAUUUAAUUUUUUAUUUUAUAGAUAAUUGUUUUAUUUCUUUCCUAGAAU
Macrobrachium nipponense is the source of this 933-nucleotide messenger RNA. Its product is annotated as solute carrier family 22 member 15-like. The record is from RefSeq and is a predicted model, not a curated record. Lineage: Eukaryota; Metazoa; Arthropoda; Malacostraca; Decapoda; Palaemonidae.